AUGAAGCCCUUUGAGAAAAGCUGGUUGUUUCUACUGCUGCCUGUGGUACUAAGAGUUGUACGCUCCUCCUUUAUUAGUGUCAACCUUGGGGUGAAAGUGAUGAAGGGACAGUCUGUCUUCCUGUCAGAAGAUGACCUCAGAUUUUCCAUCCCCAGAGAGAAGGAUGUCUGCAAAGUAGAAGUUGUGAUUAAUGAGCCAAUAACACAGAGGGUUGGGAAACUAACUCCACAGGUUUUUGACUGUCACUUCCUUCCUAAUGAAGUCAAAUAUACCCACAAUGGCUGUCCAAUCUUAGAUGAAGACACGGUCAUGCUUAGGCUGUACAGGUUUACAGAAACUGAAACGUUUGUAGAAACAUUCACCCUCCAUGUGCAGUUACUUGAGCCAGACUGUAACAUCAUCAAAAUGCGCUCCCGUGCCCUGGAGGUGCCUGAGUACUAUGGUCUAUCCAGGGUGAUUGACAAGAACAUCCUCGCUUUUGACUAUGACAGGAAGAUAAAUCUGGAUUGCACCAUUUCCAUAGCCUCUUCAGAAACCCACCUGCCUGCUCAUGGCCAGCUCAUCACCGGGGAAGUGCAGCAAGAGCAGCUUCGUGGAGAUCAGCCACAAAGCUUCUUCCCAGGCCCUAAGCACAGCCUGGGCCAGCAGUGCAGAAACGGGAGCUGCAUGCUGGAACUGGGAGUCGUUCACAACACAAAAAUGAGCUGUGAAGAAUUUCUGAGGAUGGGGAUUCGAUAUCAGCACCUUGACCCUCCCUCGCCUGACACCGACUAUAUUCCUGUGAGGUUGGAUCUCACAGACAGCAGAAGCAAAACUCUGCACAAGACUGAGUAUGCAUGGCUCCCUGUUCAGAUUAAAGGUGCUAUUCCCAAUCAAAUACCCAAAGCUGCCCCGAUGGCAAAGUUCAUCCUGGAAGUAGAUCAAUUUAUUUUAACCCCCAUUACAACCACAACCUUUGAUGCUGAAGACAAUGAAACUCCAAAGUCCCUGCUUGUAUUCAACAUUACCAAGCCACCUCCACAGGGCUUCAUCACUCAUCUAUCUGACCAUACAAAAGCUGUUGGCUCCUUCACGUGGAAAGAUCUCAGUGACAUGCUCAUUGCUUAUCAGCCUCCAAAUAACAGCCACACAGAGAGGAGGAAUUAUGAGGUGGAGUUUGAGGUUCAUGACUUCUACUUUGAAAGGAGUUCACCGAUCACUGUGCAUCUUUCUAUCAGAACAACAGAUACAAAUGCUCCUCGGGUUUCAUGGAAUACAGGCCUCAACCUCCUGGAAGGGCAAUCCCGACCGAUCACAUGGCAACACUUCCAAAUUGUAGACAACGAUGACAUCCAAAAUGUUCGCUUGGUCACCGUUGACGGCUUACAGCAUGGGCGGCUCACAGUGAGAGGAGGGAAAGGAUUCAUGUUCACAGUCUCUGACAUUCAGGCUGGAGUUGUUCACUACCAUCAUGAUGACAGUGAUUCUACUAAGGACUUUGUGGUAUUUAGGAUUUUUGAUGGCCCCCACAGUAUUCGCCAUAAGUUUCCAAUCAAUAUCCUCCCUAAAGAUGACAGCCCUCCAUUUCUUAUCAGCAAUGUGGUCAUUGAAGUUCAUGAGGGACAGACGAUCCUGAUUCAAGGCUCCAUGCUUCAUGCUUCUGACAUGGAUUCCAGUGAUGAUUACAUACUAUUCAAUAUUACCAAGGCACCACAGGCUGGAGAAAUCAUGAAGAAACCAGGACAAAACUUUAUAGGGUAUUCUGUCAGCAGUUUUCUUCAGAGGGAUCUAUUUAAUGGAAUAAUUUAUUAUCAUCAUUUGGGAGGAGAAGUAUUUGAAGAUUCCCUUGAGUUUGUGCUGUGUGAUAGCCAUGACCCUCCCAAUCUCUCAGAGACACAGGUGAUGAUGGUGCACAUUAUCCCUGUGGACGAUCAGCUACCCAGAGAAGCCCCGGGAGCGACCCGUCACCUGGCUGUUAAGGAGACUGAGAUUGCUCACCUGACUAAGAAACAUCUCCACUUCAUAGAUGUGGAAGAGCAAGACAGGGAACUAACAUACACCAUAACCACUUCCCCAUUUUUCUCUUGCACGCACGGCCACUCAGACGCUGGGAAGCUAUUUAUGGUGGACACCAUCCCCAAGCUGGUCAAGGAUCCUGCUGCUCUUGCACUGCAGUCAUUUACUCAGCAUGCUGUGAACUAUAUGAAAGUUGCCUACAUGCCACCACUGCAGGACAUCGGGCCUGAACCUCAGCAAGUCCAGUUUAUUUUUUCCGUCAGCAAUCAGCAUGGUGGCACUUUGUAUGGGAUCUGCUUCAAUAUUACAAUUCUUCCUGUGGACAAUCAAGCCCCAGAGGUUUUAACAAGCCAUUUGAGAGUGGAAGAGGGUGGCCUGAGCCCUGUCACAGAGGGACACAUUCUCAUCUCUGACAUGGACACGAAACAGGAGCGUCUCCUCCUCCUCCUGCAGAGACAGCCUCAGCACGGAGUGGUGGAGCUGGAUGGCAUUCCCAUGAAUGAAGGUGACAGGCUUUCCUGUGGGGACCUGCGUACCCUGGCAGUCAGGUAUCGGCAUGAUGGCUCUGAGACUGUCACUGAUGAUGUCCUCUUUGCAGCCACAGAUGGCAUCCACUUUGUAGAGUUCAUCCUGCAGGUCAAGGUGUUGCCUGUGAAUGAUGAGCCACCUGUUAUGCGAACAGGCCUUGUUCCUGUGCUCCACUGCCUGGAGGGUGAAGAAGUGGUCCUCUCCUCGGAGUACAUUUAUGCCACAGAUGCAGACAGUGAUGACAUGAAACUGAUGUUUAUGCUGGCUCGCCAGCCCUACCACGGGGUAGUGAGGAAAGCUGGUAUUGCUGUGGAUCGUUUCUCCCAAGCUGAUGUCAUCUCUGGUUUAGUCACAUAUAAGCACACUAGUGGGGAGAUUGGCCUGACUCCUUCCAUUGAGAUCUUAACCUUCGUUGUCUCUGACGGUGAGGCUGGCCUAGAUGUGAAAGACUGCUGUUAUGAUGGACCUCUUCCUCCUCCAGUUCCGCUUCACGAUCCAUUUCCAGUGUAUGACCUUAACAUCACUGUACUUCCAGUGGACAACCAGCCUCCAUCAAUUGCAACUGGUGCAAGGUUUGUGGUGGAGGAGGGCUCCUCAGCAGCCCUUACUACCAACCACUUGUUUGCCACUGACCCUGACACCACUGCAGAUGACUUAGAGUUUGUCUUGGUUUCUCCUCCCCAGUUUGGUUACAUUGAAAAUAUACUGCCUUCUCCUGGGUUUGAGAAGAGCAACAUUGGUAUCAGUAUAGCUUCAUUUCAGCUGAAGCACCUGAAAGCCCUGAACAUAAAUUAUGUACAAGCCAGGCACAUGCGAAUGGAGCCAACAGCAGACCACUUUGUACUUUAUGUCACUGAUGGGCUGCAUCGUUCGGCAGAGACUCCAUUUUUCGUGCUGAUCAACCCAACCAAUGAUGAAGUCCCAGAAUUCAUAGCAAGGAAUAUUACCGUUCAAGAGGGGGAGAUGAAAGAGCUGGAUCUCUCUGUUAUCAAUGCGGUUGAUCUGGAUGUACCUCAAGAUCAUUUGGUAUUUGGGGUUGUGCAGAGGCCCUGGUAUGGGUUCCUUAUUAAUGGAGUUCAUGGUAAUGAUAUUCUACACUAUAAACAGUUAAUUAACCACAACCACCACAGCCAUGGGUUGCUUGUUCAUGACUUUUCCAUGGAGCUACUGAAGAAUGGAAUGAAGCUGUUGUACAUGCAUGACAAUUCGGAAAACCUCACUGACAGCUUUAAAAUCCAGCUAUCAGAUGGGAAACAUAAAGUCCUCAGAACCAUUUCAGUAAAGGUCAUUCCAGUUAAUGACGAGAAACCAGUGCUGAGCAAGAAGGAUGAUAUAGAGGUGAACAUGGGUGAAACUCGAAUCAUUUCUAGUGCUGUUCUGUCAGCGAAAGAUAAAGAUACCCCCAGGGAAAGAAUUUACUACUUCUUUGAAAGACUUCCAGAAAAUGGCCAGCUGCAGCUCAAGGUAGGGCAAGGCUGGAUGACUCUCCAAACUGGAAUGAAAUGCACUCAGGAAGAACUGGAUAUGAACCUUGUGAGAUAUGUCCAUACAGGAGCUAUAGGGUCCAAGAACCAAGACAGCUUCACAUUUUACCUGUGGGAUGGGUACAACAGAUCCCCAGCUGUGGACUUCUACAUAAAUAUCAAGGACAUGGAAAAAGGAGACAUUGCUGUUUUCAUAAAACCUCUUAGAGUGCCAAAAGGGGAUCGGGGCUACAUUACAACCAAUGUCCUCCUUGCACUGGAUGGUACUGACAAGCCAGAGGAGCUCCUCUAUGUGAUAACCUCCCCACCCCAGUAUGGACAAAUAGAGUAUAUUGGCUAUCCUGGCAUCCCCAUUACGAGCUUCAGUCAAAUGGAUAUAGCAAGACAGAUAGUCUGCUAUGUUCACAACACAAAGGCAGUUGCUCCUGAAGAUACAUUCAGAUUCAUCAUCAGCAAUGGACUGAGAACUAAGCAUGGGACAUUCGUGAUCUCCUUGGAGGCAGUCGACCAAGCUUUGCCCACUCUGUCUAGGAACACGGGGUUAAGAUUAGUGGAAGGUGCUAUGGCAGUCCUUUCUUCUGAUGUCCUGCGGCUUUCAGACCCAGACACUGCCAAAGAAAACCUUACCUUCCUCUUGGAUCAGCUCCCCCAGUACGGUCAUCUCUAUUAUCGAGGGGCUGUACUACUGCAGUACAAUUUCACCCAGCAAGAUGUGGACAACAGGGAUGUUGCAUACAAACACCGAGGUGGGGAUUCCCGGACUGACAGAUUUACAUUUGUUGCGACAGAUAGGACUAAUCAAGGCUUCAUCGUGAAUGGGAGGGUGCAGAGCGAGCCAGUGGCAUUCACCAUUCAGGUGGAUCAUUUGGACAAAAUGGCACCAAAAAUUAUUCAUCUCCAUUGCUUUUCUGAUGUGGAACUGCUGAAGAAUGGCAAUUACGGGAUCUAUAUUACUGCCAGGUCCCUGAAGGCAUCUGACCCCAAUACAGAAGAUGACAAAAUAAUUUUUAAGAUUUUACGAGGUCCUCAUUAUGGCUACCUGAAAAAUAUAACAACAGGUGGAUUUAUUCAGGAAGGGUUUAGCCAAAAGGAUUUAAACAGCAAAAUCAUUCUUUAUGUCAUCAAUCCAUUGCGGGAAGUGAAUUCAGACAACUUGGAGUUUCAAGUCACAGAUGCCAGUGGAAACUCCGCAGUGCCCCAAAGGCUGGAGCUACGGUGGUCUCGGAUUGAAAUGCAACAGACUGAAUAUGAAGUGUGUGAGAGCGUGGGAGUGGUGUCUCUGAAAAUCACCAGGGCAGGACACUCUGCAGAGUCUGCCUUUAUUGCAGUGAAGGUCAACGAAAUAUCUGCUAUGCUGGGAAAGGACUUUACAGUGACUCCCUCCAAGCUUGUUCAGUUUGAUCCAGGAAUGUCAACCAAGAUGUGGAAUAUAGCAAUUACCUAUGAUGGAUUAGAGGAAGAUGAUGAAGUCUUUGAAGUAGUUCUGAACUCCCCUGUGAAUGCUGUUCUUGGCACCCGGACAAAAGCUGUAGUGAAAAUUUUGGACUCAAAAGGAGGUCAGUGCAGCUAUUCCCAUUCUUCUGGCCAAAGCAAGCAUGACUUCCUGGGGAGAGGCACGCUGUUUCCAGUUUCCUCGGGCUCCUCAUCACCUCCCAGGCCUGGCAAUGCUCCCUUGGAAGGGAUCCCACCGUCUCCUUCCAAAGGGAUGAGAGAACAUGGAGAGGACCCGCAUGGAGAGGAACACAACUUGGCGAAUCAGUCAAGGACCAGCCUGAGAGUCACUGGAAAUGGCAGAAUAGUUCAUCCUUCAUCUGUAUUUAGAAAUGGAACCGAUGUGGUUUUCAAAUAUCACGGGAUGGUAUCACUCAAAAUACAGGAUGACACCUCAUCAGCUAAAGCAAACAAGAAGGCUCAAGUGUCAGUAAUUAACCAAGCACAAUCACAGACAAAUGUCGUCUCCUCUAGGAAGACAGAAAUCCCACAAGCUGAUAAGGCAGAACUGGCAUCUGAACCAAGCUCAAGACAUCAGGACUUUUACUCUUUUCCAAAGGCCUGUACACCAGAUUUAAAGGGGCUCUUGCAUUAUGAAGAAAGCACUCAAAAGUUAUUUCAGUGUGAUGGGAUAAUAUGGAAAUUCUGGAAUUCCCAAAGCAAGGAGGUAAGCACAAAGAAAUGUCCCUCCGGAUGGAGUCAUCACGAGGGCAGCUGCUACUUCCUGGUAGUGAAUCACAAGGUCACCUGGAACACUGCUGCUCGGGCUUGCAGAGAACAAUACCUGGGGAGUCUAGCAAGUGUGGCUAAUGAACAACACAUGCAGUGGCUGUGGGACUUCAGUAGGAGGAAGCCCUUUUGGAUAGGCUUGAAUGACCAAGUCAAUCCUGGACAUUGGGAGUGGAAUGGAGGAGAACCUGUAACCUACAUAAACUGGAGAAGAGGCUCCUACCACUUUCCAAAGAGAGGAAGAAAUUGUGUAUUGGUGCAGAAGCGAGGAAAAUGGCAAGCAACUGACUGCAGGAAGGUCAAACGGAACAGCUAUAUAUGUUCAAGAAAGCUGUAAAGAAUGGAGGAUCCCAGUGAAAGCAUGUGGACAUUCAUGUUGUUUCAGUUUUAUUUAUCUGCAGACAUCUGAGGGUAUGCAGUUAGAAAACUGUCCUAAUUAUCAGCAAGGUUUAUUUUAUAUGCUGCCAGAGGUGCAGAUGCAGAUGCAUUGGACUCUAACCAAGGAAUAGGGGUCAGUUGCAAAGAUUAAGUCCAGGUUAAGGUUGUGAACUCUCCCCAAAGACAUUUUACAGUAUUACACAGACUAAAUGCAGACUUUUAAUGUACUUUUACACCAAAGAGCUAGGCCUGAAGGCUUUAAUCACAUUUCUGUGUAAA
Molecule: messenger RNA, 6884 nt
Organism: Aptenodytes forsteri (emperor penguin)
Lineage: Eukaryota; Metazoa; Chordata; Aves; Sphenisciformes; Spheniscidae
Gene: FREM1
Product: FRAS1 related extracellular matrix 1
Exons: 36
Coding region: 1-6564 (2187 amino acids)
Biological process (GO): cell communication
Cellular component (GO): membrane
Source: RefSeq, a predicted model, not a curated record